Messenger RNA from Myxocyprinus asiaticus (Chinese sucker), 2037 nucleotides. Its product is annotated as dickkopf-related protein 3-like. Gene Ontology annotation, cellular component: extracellular region. The record is from RefSeq and is a predicted model, not a curated record. Gene Ontology annotation, molecular function: co-receptor binding; receptor antagonist activity. Gene Ontology annotation, biological process: multicellular organism development; negative regulation of canonical Wnt signaling pathway. The transcript is spliced from 7 exons. The coding region runs from base 181 to 1050 and encodes 289 amino acids. NCBI's taxonomy places the organism in Eukaryota, Metazoa, Chordata, Actinopteri, Cypriniformes, Catostomidae.
UACGAUACGUCUCCACUUUAUACAGAGCACCCCCUCUAUUUUCAAAGGCACCCUCAGUGAUUUUGAUCUGGAACCGGACCUGGGUGGCGCAUUGCCCCGCCUGCCGCAGCUGGCGCUCCUCUGGUGCCACACUGACAGAAGAGAUACAUUCACACACAUGUCCGCAUCAGCAGCGCAGUAAUGAUGUUUCUGCUGGGACUGAGUCUGUGCCUGCUUGGGAUCGUCAAUGGAAUUGUCCCCGAAACCUCGAAAACAGAUAUGGACAUCAUUGCUAAUAUGGAGACAAAUCUAGCGCAAGGACAAACGACACUGAACGAGAUGUUUCGGGAGGUGGAGGAACUGAUAGAGGACACGCAGCAGAAACUGGAGGACGCGGUGCAUCAGAUGGACAAUGAGAGUGCAAAAUCAAGCCUCAAUCCACACAAUGUCUCUUCACACCUCCAAAAUGAAAGCAGUAUUGAAAUCACAGCCGGGAAUCAAUCCAUGUAUAUUAUUGAGAGAACCAACAAGACAACAGACAAUGCAUCUGAAUCGACAAACAUCUCCAAAACCAUACAGUCCAGUGAUAAAGUGAAUGGGAUUGAUCAUGAGUGUGUCGUUGAUGAAGACUGUGAGAAGGGCAGGUACUGUCUGUAUGAGACUCGCAGCUCAAAGUGUCUGCCCUGCAAAGAGCUUGAUGCGACGUGCACCAAAGAUGAAGAAUGUUGUGCGGGACAGCUGUGUGUGUGGGGUCAGUGCGCAGACAACAGCACAAAGGGAGACGCAGGAACUAUCUGUCAAUACCAGCGUGACUGUAAAGAAGAAUUCUGCUGUGCCUUCCAUAAAGCUUUGCUAUUCCCAGUGUGCAGCUCUAAACCAAUAGAACGUGAGCGCUGCAUCAUUUCAGCCAAUCAGCUGAUGGAGAUGCUGUCAUGGGGUAUGGAGGGGGAGGGUCCUCAAGAGCAUUGUCCUUGUGCUGGUGACCUGCAGUGCCAACAUCGUGGGCGAGGUGCACUGUGCUUGAAGAGCCAGAACUCCAGUGAGGAGGACCUAACUGGCACCCUGUACUGAGACUGACUACAUUGCAUUGUGAGAAUGGCUUGAAUUUGAGUCAGACGAAGAGGAGCUUCUGAUAAGGAACAUGUAUGCUUCAUCAUUACCCCCAAAAGCUUUGCAGGAAACUCCUUUACCAUAAUCAUCCAAACGCAGGCUAAACUGUAAAUGCAGCUGUGAAUAAAAGUGCUAAAGUGCUGCCUCUGAAGACAGAAGAUAUUUGCAGGUCUAAAUCUAAGUGGAUGUUCACACUUACAGCGAUUUGCAGGGACAAAGCGAUCAAGUCAUUAAAUUUCAAUACAAGUUGGAAAUUUGUGGUGAUAUGAGUGGCAGCGGCCAAUGGCAAUGCGGGCAUGUCACGCGAUGCGAGAAAGUUGACAAAAGUUUUCUUUAUGCAAAUAAGUAAUAAUGCAGCAAGUGCCAAUAGGUAUAAAGACAAUAGAGCUCACAUGAUCCAUCUCCUGUUAGGUACUUUAGUCAAGUCAGGCAAGAUGGAGAAGUUAAAUGAAACGGUGAGCAAUUUCCCUGUUCUUUAAUUCUUUAAAUGCAUGCAAGAAACUCAAUAAAUUGUCGAUAUUCCAAGCGCGUUUAAUUCAUUCAUUGAUCAUUGUUCAUCUUAUUUCUAAUAUAUAGCUGAUGCAACUUAUAUAAACAUGCUUUGCCUUGAUUUGUUGACAAAGUAAAACAAUAUCUUAUUUUUGCUGGCAAUACAUCCUAACUGUGAUCAGAAACGACCAACAAUAUAUUGCCGCUUGGUGACCUUCUACGAUAAAAUCGCUGUCAGUGUGAACAGUGUAAAGUUUUGAGCAUUGGAAACGAGUGCUUAUUAAUAGUACAAAUGUUGCAAGAAUGUUUGCAGGUGCAUAAAAGGGACGUCUCUGAUGAAAACUAGUUCAUCUCAGAUAAAUGUACUUGUUAAAGAGAUCAAUUUAUACAAUAAUCAUGCGGUCAUGUUAUUUCCUCUGACAAACUCACUACACAGAAUAAAAAAAGUUGUAAAAUGUG